CCCGCACUGGUCUGUUUACAAAUCCCCAGCUCGGUGUCGGACAGUCCCACCCGCAGCCCGGAGCAUGGCGGAGAGAAGUGGCCGGUUGAGUUUCCCCGGGAGCGGGGCUCUCAACAGACCGGUGCCCAUGAACCUGUUUGCAACAUGGGAGAUAGAUGGAUCCUCCCCAAACUGCAUCCCGAGAUUGUGCAGUCUGACUCUGAAGAAGCUGGUUGUGAUGAGAGAACUUGAUAAAGAGCUGAUCUCUGUGGUCAUAGCGGUUAAAAUCCAGGGCUCCAAACGCAUUUUGAGGUCCCAUGAGAUUGUGCUGCCACCCAGUGGGUCUGUGGAGACCGAUCUGGCUCUCACCUUUUCACUGCAGUACCCUCACUUCUUAAAACGAGAAGGAAACAAGCUGCAGAUCAUGCUGCAGAGGCGGAAGAGAUACAAGAACCGAACGAUCCUGGGCUACAAGACCCUCGCGGUGGGAUCUAUUGACAUGGCCGAGGUGAUGCAGCACCCGACAGAGGGAGGCCAGGUUCUGCCUCUCUGCAGCAACCAGAAAGACAUGCUGGGGAAGGUGGCGGAGAUCUGGAUCUUUUCCCUGUCCAGUCAGCCGAUAGAUCACGAGGAGGCAGCCCUGCAGGGAGGACAGAAGAUCAAAUGCUCCGAUAACUACUCGGAAGAAGAAUACGAGAGCUUCUCCUCAGAGCAGGAGGCCAGCGACGACGCCGUGCAGGGACAGGAUCUGGAGGACGACGAGUACGAUGUGAGGAAGCCAAAGAAGCAGAGGAGGUCGAUUGUGAGGACGCCCUCCAUCACCAGACAGCAGAACUUUAAGCAGCGAGUGGUGGCUCUUCUGAAGCGCUUCAGAGUCUCAGACGAGGUGCUGGACUCGGAGCAGGACCCAGCAGAGCCGCCCCCCGAGGUGGAGGAAGAGGACCUGGACCUGGACAGCGUCGAGUUCGAGAACCCGAGCGACAGCGGGCCGGAGCUCGAUGACGACGACAGCGUCCUCAGCACACCAAAACCCAAACUCAAGCCAUAUUUCGAGGGUCUCUCGCUCUCCAGCUCUCAAACUGAGAUCGGCAGCAUCCACAGCAGCCGGAGCCACAGGGAGCCCCCGAGCCCGAUUGACCCGGAUAAAACCAAGUGCGGUGGGGCCAAAUUUCCAGAUGACGGUGUGUCCGAUAACGUCUCCUUUGAGCAGCCGGAGGCGGUGACCCCGACCACAGAGCUGGAGAUGGACAACAUGGACACAUUUUUAGAGAGGCUGCCACCAAGUGGCAAAAUGACCAAGACAGAGUCCCUAAUCAUUUCGUCCAACAGGCAGGAACCGAAGUUGGCAGGGAGGCGAGGAAGGAGCACGUCACUGAAGGAGCGCCAGCCCAGCAGGCCGCAGAAUGAGAGGGCCAACAGCCUGGACAACGAGCGGUCCCUGGACACACGCUGCCACCUACAGAUCCCACGAAAGACGGUGUAUGACCAACUAAACCACAUCCUGGUGUCUGAUAACCACCUCCCUGACAGCAUCAUUCUCAUCAAUACAUCAGACUGGCAGGGCCAGUAUCUUUCAGAUAUGCUGCAAAACCACCAGCUACCAGUGGUCUGCACCUGCACCACGGCCGACAUCCAAGCUGCAUUCAACACCAUCGUCUCCCGCAUACAGAGAUUUUGCAACUGUAACUCGCAGACACCUAUUCCCAUAAAGAUUGCAGUGGCGGGAGCGCAGCACUACCUCAGCGCUGUUCUGAGGCUUUUUGUCGACCACCUUUCCCAUAAGACCCCUGACUGGCUUGGCUACAUGAGGUUCCUCAUCAUCCCUCUAGGUGCACAUCCUGUCUCCAAAUAUCUUGGCACUAUUGACUAUCGAUACAACAGUUUGUUCCAAGAUGCUGCUUGGAGGGACCUGUUUCACAAGCCAGAGGCGCCUGUUGUUGCCCAGGAGAGCCCAGACGUGGUGUCAAGGGUGACUCAGUACAUGGUGGGAGCUAAUGGAGCUCACCAGCUUCCCAUCGCAGAGGCCAUGCUCACCUACAAACAGAAAAGGAAAAAGAGCUUUCAUUUUGAUUUUGCAGUAAGCCCUGAUGAGGACUCAUGUCAGAAAUUCAUCCCUUUCAUUGGGAUGGUGAAGGUCGGCAUCGUGGAGCAAACAUCUGCAACGUCAGGAGACUCUGAUGAUGCAGCACCUCUGGGCUCCUCGCUGCUCUCCUCCACUCCUCCACAAGUAUCACCUGCACUGAAAGAAGCGUCGCCCACCCCACCCUCCUCUCCCUCUGUCCACACCAGCUUCUGUGCUUACAGUUCUGUAGGUCAGGCGGAACUGAUGGGGCUUCAGGUCGACUACUGGGUGGCUCCGACAGAAAGGAAGAAAGACAUGGAGAAGCGGGACUCCUCCUCCAAAAACACGCUCAAGUGCAAUUUCCGCUCGCUGCAGGUCAGCCGGCUGCCACUGGGGGGAGCAGAGCCGAGCCCCCAGCCCACCAUGUCCAUGACUGUGGUAACAAAGGAGAAGAAUAAGAAGGUCAUGUUCCUGCCAAAAAAGAGCAAAGACAAGGAGGUGGAGUCGAAGAGUCAAGUGAUCGAGGGCAUCAGCCGGCUCAUCUGCACUGCCAAGCAACAGCAGACCAUGCUGAGAGUACUGAUUGAUGGCGUCGAGUGGAACGAUGUCAAGUUUUUCCAGCUGGCGGCACAGUGGUCCUCACACGUCAAACACUUCCCCAUCGGGAUCUUUGGACACACUAAAGGCCCUUACUAGCAGCACCUAAGAGACUGAAACACUGAGGACAGCUCCCCCCUCUCCUCCCGUUCCCUCCCGCCAACAGCUUUUAACCCCCUCCUCCCUACUUUCCCCCUGCACACUUCUUCUAUCCUGCCAUCUUAAUUUAAACUCCUGCUUUCUGCUGUUGCAUUUGUCUGAUUAUUUAAUCUUUUGCGUGUUUUUUUUUUAUUUUCUAUUUAUGUAAAAAUGUCUCGAGGCAAAGCUGCCGAGAGAAAUUUUAUUUACUCAGCUUUUUAAAAGAAAGAAAAUCCUGCUGAUGUUUUAUAGACUUUUGAGAAAAAAAAUAACUAAUUACUAAACAAUUACUUCUAACCUUUAACAUCCUGUACGAGUGCCCAGGUGUCACCCUCUGCCAUCGUUUUUUUUUUUUUUUUUGACUUGGUGAGGCACAGCACAUUUAAUCAAGAAUAUAUUUAAAAAACAAGAGCAGUUGCCUUGUAAUGAAGUAGAAGACUUGAUGGUCGUCUUAUUUUCCAACCGUGACGAGGAAAUUUUGGAUUCUCAACUUCAGAGACUGUUGUUGAGUCAUCGUCUUAACCCUGAAGGAGGAAAAAGUAAAUGACCCCAGAUCUUUGGCUCUCUGCACUCAAUGAAGAAGUCUAAUGUGCAAUAGACUGAAUACUGUGUGAAUGCGAUUCUGAAUAAUAACCUGGCACUGUUAGAAGAUUACACACUGCUCUUAGUUGUGAUUUUCACUCUCCCUAACCCCUUCUCUUCUUUACUUUCUCCUGCCGGUAAAUUGGCUUGAGGUUUGAAGAGUUUUGCCCCAAAGUGAGACAUGUAAUUAGAAAAUAAACUAAAAAAAUAUGCUUUUUAGAAAAUCUUUCAUAGCACAAAAUGAACUAAUAUAUAGAUAGUAGUACAGACUUUUGGGAAAUAUGUUGUGUUGUUUCCUUGCCAAGUGAAAUGAGAAGAUUAAUAUCACUCUAAUGUUUGUCCUUAAUAUGUAGAGCCAGCAGCAAGUUAGCUUAGUUUAGCAUAAAGACUGGAAUCAGGGGGAAACAGCUAGCCCAGUUUUCUCCAAAUGUAACAGAAUCCACCUACCACCAUCUCUGAAGCGCACUCCUUCGGACAGAGCAAUGCUAGCUUUUUACCUCUGUUUCAAGUCUUUAUGCUAAGCUAAAGCUAACCGGCUGCUUGCAAAUAGCUAUCUUGGCUCUGAUCAAAAGUAACAAAAUUCGCCUACCAGCAUCUCUAAAGCUUGCUGAUUAUCAUGUGAUAUCAUUGAUCUGUACAAAAAAACUGAAAAUGUAUAAAAAUGCCAAAUUGUGGUUUUAGAGGGGGUUGAAAGGAAAUAAUUUGGCACAUAACACCCCUCAGAAACCACAAUUUGUCAUGUUUUACACUCUAGAUGAUGUACAGCUUACACAA
Messenger RNA from Chelmon rostratus (copperband butterflyfish), 4132 nucleotides. It is a transcript of the gene pacs2, whose product is annotated as phosphofurin acidic cluster sorting protein 2. Lineage: Eukaryota; Metazoa; Chordata; Actinopteri; Chaetodontiformes; Chaetodontidae. Gene Ontology annotation, molecular function: transmembrane transporter binding. Bases 65 to 2737 code for a protein of 890 amino acids. The record is from RefSeq and is a predicted model, not a curated record. The transcript has 25 exons. Gene Ontology annotation, biological process: protein localization to plasma membrane.